This is a messenger RNA of Exophiala bonariae, 2067 nucleotides long. RefSeq lists its product as uncharacterized. Gene Ontology annotation, biological process: cytoplasmic microtubule organization; cytoskeleton-dependent intracellular transport. Gene Ontology annotation, cellular component: centrosome; cytoplasm. The record is from RefSeq and is a predicted model, not a curated record. The coding region runs from base 1 to 2067 and encodes 688 amino acids. Gene Ontology annotation, molecular function: dynein light intermediate chain binding; microtubule binding. Lineage: Eukaryota; Fungi; Ascomycota; Eurotiomycetes; Chaetothyriales; Herpotrichiellaceae. The transcript is spliced from 2 exons.
AUGGCGACCGAAGAAGCCAUCGCCGCCGGCCUGAUCGACUGGCUCAAUAGUCUGACCGUCGCCAACCCCGUCUACACCGUCCAAGACCUGAGUAAUGGCCAUGUUAUAUGGAAAGCCCUUCAGCAGAUCGACCGAUUUAGUUUCUCUGGAAAACUGCCUGAAGACCCGGAUACCGACCAGUGGAUCAACAAAUGGACAAACCUCAAACACAUUUACGAUGCCCUGUCUAUCUUCCUCCUCGAGGACUGUGGCCAGAGGCUACCCCAUCCGGCCGCUCGACCCGACCUCAAAGCCAUUGCCCAAUCCUCCUCUCUCGCCGACACUGUCGCCCUCCUCAAACUCCUUGUCGUUGCUGCCAUCAACUGCGCUGAGCGUAUCGAGUUUCUCAAGCAGAUGCAGCAGCUGGCCGAAUCCACACAGGAGGUCUUGAUGCAAACCGUCCAAGAGGCUGGAGAAUCUGAUGCUGAAGGCGAGGCGGAUUCUCAAGACGAGGGAACCGACAUGGUCCAGCAUGAUCUGAUCGAGCCCCACCAAGACCCUUCCUCUCCUCGGCGCUCGGUGGAGAUCGAUUCAGUCCUCGCCUCCGAAGAGCGCCUCGGGAAAGUCAUAGCAGACAAUCAGCGAAUAGCUCACGAGAAGAGAGAGUUACAGAAACAGUUGGACGAUUUUCACGCUCGCUACGAAAAACUACAAGAACGCUGUGACCUGGCUCAAGACGAAUUGAAAGAAACCGGGGAUCGGCUGUCUGCAGUUCUGGCAGGUCGCUCCGAAGGUCCACAUCGGCCGUUGGACGCAAAACAUGACACUCUCAUUGCAACUCUCGAAAAUCGAGUGGAAGAGACCGAGACCGAGAUCGAAGACCUGCGCAAGACCAACGAGGUGCUAAAAAUCAAGGCCGAGAAGGCGCAAAAGCUUCAGGAUGACUACGAUGAAAUGAAGAUUGAGCGAGACAGGCUUGCCCGAAAGGCGAAUACAGCCGAGAAGUAUCGCCAGAAAUUGGAAUCGAGCCAGGAUUUGGAAAAAGAUAACGCCAACUUGCGAACCAAGAUUAACGACCUGCAGAAUCAGCUCAAGCAGUCCGACUCGGCUCAAGCCACUUCCAGCGAUCUCCAAAGGGAAGUCGAUGAAUAUCGACGUUUGCUUCCUAGUAUCGAGCAGGAGCGGUAUGAAUUGAAUGAAAUGAAGAAGCGGUUAGAGUUCGACUACCACACCCUCGAGGCGAGAUAUCACGACACAUCAGAGCAACUAUCGAGACAGCAUCAGGCUGUAGAGGACCUGCAAAGUAGACUGGCAGACUACGAGGAUGGGGUUCCACAUGCUACUCGUGAAGAACCACUACCCACCGCUGUUAAUCAAGACCUUGAGAAAGAAGAGGCCGACUUUCUCGAGUCUGAAGCACGGCUUGCGGCUGCUCUUUUCGAAGUCGAUCCAAGUCCUACAGUCCUACCCGAAUCAGCCCCCUCAACACCCCCGACAGAACCUCCGUCGACUUCGGCCCUGCUGCAAAGCCUUGGAGCUGGGGGAGAUGAUUCGAUUUCCGAAGACGAACUCAAGGCCAUCAUGUCUGCCAUGCGAGCACAGGCACAGGCUGGUUCCGCUUCCGAACGAGAGUCCAGUCUGCGUGCCCAAAAGAAAUUGAUUGUUGCCGUUGAACGCCAGCGAACCAAAAACACAUUAUUACUCGAUCACAUUCAGAAACAAGACAUUACCAUUCGCGAGCUGCAGCAGCACCAAUCUUCAAAGCAGAACACAGAAUCCGAGAGCAAACCAGAACAAGAGCCUUUGCCACCUCCACCUCCUCCAAAGGAUUUACCGCUGGAACCUCCCGUCCGGAACGGCGAGGAGGACUUGUCCGAGCUCGAGCGCCUGACAGAUGAUAAUAGGAACCUGCAGCGCGAACUCAAGCUCAUGGCAUCCGCUUGGUAUGAACAGAACCAAAGGCUCGCCAGUCUCAGCUCGGCCGCAUUAGGUCGUAGUCGUGGCUAUGGUGGUGGGAAUGGCACCGAGUUUAGGGGUUUCCUUGGCCGGCAAAGGCGCAAAGUGGACGUUGUAACGUUUGCGCGGUGA